Molecule: messenger RNA, 3234 nt
Organism: Epithele typhae
Lineage: Eukaryota; Fungi; Basidiomycota; Agaricomycetes; Polyporales; Epitheliaceae
Product: kinase-like protein
Exons: 5
Coding region: 1-3234 (1077 amino acids)
Biological process (GO): intracellular signal transduction; protein phosphorylation
Molecular function (GO): protein serine/threonine kinase activity; ATP binding
Source: RefSeq, a predicted model, not a curated record
AUGUUGCAGUAUCCAGUCCAGCUCCCCCCACUCUCCCUGUCUUCCUCCAAGCGCGCACCCGCCUCCGGCAGAGACAGAGAGCAAGACGACCACCGAAAUGGCUCUCUCAGACUCGCAAAGUUCGCCGUUCAUGACCGGAUCGUCGUCCCCCGCCCCCAUCCCAACGUCCCCGUAACAUCCAUCUCGAUUCCUCAUGCCUUCUCCCCCUCCUCGUCUGCCACUGCUUCCACGUACCCCUCCCCCCUCCCGUCUCCCAUCUCCACCACCCCUGGCAAGCUCAUCCAUCGCUCACCUCUCACUUCUUCCCCUGGCCAGCUCCCCAGCCCCGUCCCUCGCUCACCGCACCCCCUCCGUGCCAACCUCCCGUCGUACGACAGCCGCUCAAGCGGCCAGUCUUCGUUGUCCUCCACCAUCGUCGACGUCCUCUCACAAGGAGACCUGGUCGGAGAAGGGUUGUAUCUCCAGGGCGAGGCCAUCUACCGAGUCCCGAUAAGCUCGUCUGAGCCGCGACCUGACUACGAUGAACCGGCGACGGAGUUUGAGGUGGUUCGGAAGUUGGGCACCGGCAGUUACGCUGUUGUGUACCUCGUGCGCGAAGUUCUGUCGCGCCCCCAGCCCUCGGAUGAUGGACACCCCACUGCCCUCGGACGUAUGGACUUCGACGAGGAACCCGGCAAUCGGUCUACGGAAUAUGGCCGCGAAUACGCUGUCAAAGUGCUGUCGAAAGCGAACCUCGACGAGGAGGCUCUCGCAGCUCAGCUAUUCGAGGCGACUGUCCACCAGUCGCUUCCGGCACACCCAAACAUCGUCACGCUUCAUCGCACGCUCGAGACCCCUUCCUUUUUGCUUCUUUUGCUCGAGUUCGUGCCAGGUGAAGAUCUUUUCUAUUUCCUCGAACAAGCCCGCGACCACUACGACACCGACCCCGCCACGACCGACCUGUCGACCUCGCCAUCAACUUCGGACUCAAGUUGUGCCUCACGCACGCCGCCCACGCCAAGCCUCCUCUCCUCCCUCAACCCUUCACAGUUGCUCUCGCGCAAGCGCUUGCGCCUCGUCGCAUCCAUGUUCUCACAGAUGUGCGAUGCCGUCGCCACCUGCCACGAUCAUUCUGUGUUCCAUCGCGACAUCAAGCCCGAGAACUUUAUCGUAACGGAUGGUUGGACAACGCUCUCCGACGGACGGACGGAGCGCAAGGUCGUCGUCAAGCUCACAGACUUCGGCCUUUCCACCACCGAUGUCGAGUCGGCGGAUAUGGAUUGUGGCAGCGCCCCCUACAUGAGUUUCGAAUGCCGUAAUAACCUACACCCUACUUAUUCUCCGCGAGCUGCCGACGUCUGGUCACUUGGUAUCGUGCUUAUCAAUAUGUUGUACCAUUAUAACCCUUGGACAGACACUACGCUAGGCGUGUGCUCGUCCUUCCAGAGCUACCGCCUCCAGCCCGUCAGCUUCCUCAUGCAGCGCUUUUCGGGAAUGACCCUCCCUGUUGCCGAAUUUUUGGCCAACAACGUCUUCUGCAUCUUGGAUGACCCGAAGGACGACUCCAAGCGGAUCUCUGCGCACGGCUUCGGGAACUGGAUCAAGGAUCUCCCUACUCUCCUUGGCGGCCCCUCGCACCAAGGCCACGGCCGCACCAUUUCGAUGUCAUCCAUUCAGGGCCACCGUCUUCACUCCAUUCCCCACUCUCGCCGUCCUUCCCUGCGCAACUCUAUCGUUGCCGGCGAACGGAUGUCCAACCGCGCAUCUCGCAACCUGUCUCGGGCACCUUCUCUGGGACCUGCCUUUGAGCACCAACUUGAGACCACAAGUGCUCAUCUUCCGAUGUCCGACACCAAGAUUGAGGAGGAGGGCACAUAUGGGGAUCAGUUUAACGACCAUGACGACAAUAACGACCACGAUGCGGAGGUGGAGGGUGAGUCGAACUCGCGCUCGGCCUCCACCCACAAGCGACGGAAGCGGGGUGCACGCAAGGGCAAGGGUUCCGUGUCGAACAUGGUGUCCCCUAUCUCGCCUUCGUCUGCUCACGACGUGACUCUCGACACUCUUGCGCAAGCCUCACAGGCGCUCGCGCGCGAGAUCUCUCGGACGUCGCGUCAGCCCUCAAUCUCGCAGAUGUCCCCCGCUCCGGAUGUUCGUCUUCCACAGUACCCCAUCUCUCCCGGUAUGGCCAUGCCGCCUUUGUCGCUCCUUCCCGUUGCUGCAGCCGCAUCAGCCCCAUCGGCCAGCCCCACGACUCCCUCGAUCUCCAAGAAGUCGUCCAAGUGGAAGCUGUCCUUCGGUAAGAACAGCAGUGCCUCUGCUGCGAAGUCAGUGGUCGAGGAUGUUCCACCUUUGCCCACUGAGCCUCUCAAGCACAAGUCCGAGACGGUCAACAAUGUCACGAACCUGCUUAUGAGCUUGAACGCUCCCUCCUCGCCGCCUGCCCGAACGCCGAAUACCGUGACCCUCGAUCGCGAGCGCGACUUCCACGACGAUGCGAGCUACAGUCGCGGUCGUCGUGCCAAGAACUCUCCGUACACCACCAGUCCCAAUGGCAGUGCCACGUGGGGUCCUUCAUCAGCUUCGCCCUUCCGCUCCUCGCACCCGCGUGGAAGUCCCGAGCGUCGCUACAACGGCUCGUUUGUGGCUAGCGGUGACAAGCGAUCCGAGCGCGGUGUCUCCCCUUCCAGUACCCGUAGCGGGCGGCCCCUCGCUUCAAGCGCCAGUUCAAUGGCGUCUACCAACUGGAGAAGCUCUAUGUCCAGCACUGGCACGUCGACGUCGGCGUUCACGAGGUACAGCAACAACAGCACUCGCAGUGUAUCGACCGCCGCCACUAGUGUCUCUGGUCAGAGCUGGCGCAGCCAAGGCAGCCGGAUGACGGUCGACUCCCAAGGCAACCCGAUACAGAUGCCGGCCAAUGUGAAGUUCGUUACCGGUACUCCGUGGGAGCUGGACCAGCUGCCCCGUCAGAUGUACCUGAACCCCGACGACGCGAAGUUUGGUGGUCCGCCUGCCCGCAAGCGGCGGGCCAACAAACCAAAGGACCUCACUUUGGACACGAUCAACGAGCGUCCCAUGCAUCCCAAAUCUCCUCUCGGCCAGCGCCAGGAUGCGGCGACCAGUACGACCGACCUCGACCGUGGCGACGGCAAUAGGGAACGGGAAGCUGUGGAGCCUGAUGGGUCUCCGCGUAAGGUGCAGAAGGGCCAGAUCAACGCACUCGCGAAGAUGCUCUCUGCCCUUCGUCGCUGA